Molecule: messenger RNA, 2898 nt
Organism: Polistes dominula (European paper wasp)
Lineage: Eukaryota; Metazoa; Arthropoda; Insecta; Hymenoptera; Vespidae
Product: protein KATNIP homolog
Source: RefSeq, a predicted model, not a curated record
UUAUAGAAAGAAAAAAAUAAAUUGUAAAAUGGAACAAAGUGAAAAUAAUAUUACGGGAAACAACAAACUUUUAUCUACUAAUAUAUUGAAAAAGCUACCAUCAUGGUUGGUAGAAAUGACUGAGAACGUUAAGAGAUUGAAUGUGACUGAUGAUUAUAAGACAUUGCAAAUAGAAAAACAUUCAAUACAUAAAGAACAUACAUUUGAACAAACUCCUUUAGAAGAUAAAACAUCUGUUUUAAAAAAUGAUGUUGAUAAUUUAUAUGGACAAUCUUACAAACCAUUUUUUACAAUUAAUAAUAUAAAAGAUGUCGAUGGUGAGAUUUUAUUACAAUCGUGCUCUAGUAAAUCACUUCCCAAUUCUCCCAAUCAUGAAACAAAUAUCAAGCAUACUUCCACUCGUGCUUUUUCUGCUGUUGUUGAUUCAAUUGAUCAAAAUUCUGUUGAAAGAGAUUUUAGUGCACUUGACAAAUAUAUGGAAAAAAGAAAAAUUGAUAAAUACUAUGACAAAAUUAAAUCUACAAGAUUUCAAAACAGUGGAAAAUACAAUUAUGAUCCGCAAACUCUUGAUGAUUUUGAGAAACAAAAUCAUGAUUAUUCUCAAUUAAAUAUAUUGAAAGAAGGAUAUAAGAUGGACAAUCAAUUGUUAACACAACAGGGAUAUAAAAAUUAUUCUAAACAUAGAAAUAAUGCUAUUAGAAAACAAGAUACUGAAAAUAAUUUACCAAGUGGAAUCAUUAAGAGAAGAUUAGAUUAUUUGUCUGGUUUAGCACCAGAAGAAACUACAACAAAUGAAAUAACAAAAUCAAAUUCAGUAUAUCAUGGUGAUAGAAAAAAUAGUGAACUAACAAGAAAAAAUUAUCAUAAAUUUGUUUCUUCAGAAGAAAUUGGCCAGAAUAACAGUACUAGUUCGAAACAAAAAUCUACAAAUAGAAAUUUGCCUAAUUGUAACUCUAGUUUUCAACAAAAUGAAAAACAUUCAAUUGAAGAUAGUUGCAGAGACUUUAUUGUACCUGAUCUUCCUUGUGGUCAACUGUUAAUCAUUGAUAUUCUCAGUACUUGGGGAGAUAAACAUUAUGUAGGUCUCAAUGGAAUUGAGAUUUUUUCUGAUACAGGUCAACUUGUAUCCAUAAAUAAGAUAUCAGAAGAUCCAUCAAUUAUAAACCAAUUAUCAGAACAUAAUGAUUCUAGUAUAUAUAAUAAUCUAAUUAAUGGAGUGAAUAGAACAAGGGAUGAUGCUAAUUUAUGGCUUAUCCCAUUUACAGAAGGAAAUCAUCAUUACAUUCAUAUACUUUUUCAAGAUAUUGUAACAAUUGCAAUGAUUAGAAUAUGGAAUUAUAAUAAAUCUAGAAUACAUUCAUAUAGAGGAGUUAAAGAUAUCACAAUUACAUUGGAUGAUACACUUAUUUUUUAUGGAGAAAUUGCUAGAGCAUCUGGAGACUUACAAGGCAAUGUUAAUUCUUUCGGAGAUACAAUUUUGUUUACGACUGAUGAGAAUAUUUUAGAAAUGGUAUCAAUAAAUGAUGAGAUGUUUACAAUUACGAAUGAUGAUAUCCUUAAUUAUGCAGAAAAAGAAAAAGAUAGACCAGCAACAGUAACAACUGCUUCAAAUAUAACAUUUGAAAGACGUAAAAGUGACUGCUCAGUUGGAAAUCGUUCAAAUGUAUCUAGUGGUAGUGAAUAUAAUGCAUUAUCCCUUUCCUGUAAAGAAAUUCAAUUAGUUAUUCUUUCAAACUGGGGUGCUGCUGGAACAGUAGGUCUUAAUGGAAUAGAAUUCAUUGGAGAUCAAAAUGUGAUUUUGCCAACAAUUAAUGUUAACUUAAAAUGCAAUUUAGAUAAUACAAAUCUUUUAAAAUUAAUUAACGGGUAUAAUAUAACAACUGAUAAAGAUCAUAUGUGGUUAAUUAAUUAUAUAAAUGUAAAUGAAGAAAUUAUUAUAACAAUUACAUUUGAUAAGGAGGUAUACAUCACUGGUAUGAGAUUCUGGAAUUAUAAUGCAUCUUUGGAAUUGUCUUAUUGUGGCGUAAAAAAUUUAUUUAUUAAAUUGGAUGGAAAACCAAUAUUCGAAGAAAAUUGUGAUAGUUUUUUAUUGAGAAGAGCUCCUGGAAAUUGUCAUUAUAAUUUUGCACAGGAUAUAAGUUUUAUUUGUCAUUCUGACAAUGAGUUAACAUUAUCAAAGUUUAAUACUUCUUCUAUUUUACUCCAAAAAGAGAUAGAAACUAUUUCAUUUAAUAUGGAUUAUGAAGUACCAUCAAUGCCACAGGGUUUUGUAUAUCAAAUAAUGAUAUUUUCAAGUUGGGGUGAUUCUUAUUAUGUGGGUCUCAAUGGUAUUGAAUUAUUUGAUAUUAAUGGUCAUCAAAUAAAAUUAAAUAAAAAUAAUAUAACAGCUUAUCCAGAAAGUGUAAAUAUAUUAGAAGGAAUUGAUAAUGAUGUAAGAACACCAGAUAAAUUGAUAGAUGGUAUGAAUGAUAAUAACGAUGGUCAACAUUCAUGGUUAGCACCAAUUUUACCUGGAGAAACAAAUCGUAUUUAUAUCAUAUUUUCUUAUCCUACAACUGUGAGUGCUAUAAAAAUAUGGAAUUAUGGAAAAACUAAAUCAAGAAAAAUAAAAGAAUUUGCAAUAUUAGUGGAUGAUAUAUUAGUUUAUAAUGGAAAGUUAAGUGAAAAUAAUGUACGUGAAAUGAUACAAUUUUCUAAUACCAAUAGUACAAACAAUAUCGAGUCAUCUUUAACUAGCUUGGAACAAGGAAGAUAUACAGUAGAUUUACAAAGAGCUACUUCUGGUAUAAAUUCUCUACCUGAUCCAAAUCUUAGACCUUAUACGUCUUUGAUACAAAUGAAAAAGAAACCUCAUUUUUAAAAAAUUAUUAUAAUAUAUGAUUUUUAAUUAAAUUUACA